UACGUGGCCAAUAUUGAGACGGACAGGGGUACGAAAGAACGAGUAUGUUUCUAUGAUACAGCAGGACUGGAGCCCCCGCUUACAGAUCAUGGCCGACGUACCAACACCAAUGAAAACAAUGGGAGAGCUGACCUUACAAGCACCAGACGACGACGACGAAAAAGAAGUCUUCGCAUCAGUACUAAGUGCAGUAGAAAACAACUACCCUGUCGGUUGGAAGGAGUGGGAGGUACUUGAUCUCACCCAAAAGGACUUGUUUGGGGACGAAUUGUCAUCAACUACAGACAGCAAGUUGCGGUUUGGCAUACCAACGACCGACCUCGUACGAGCGUUCUACCCUGAGGCUAAGGAUCUUCCUGAAAGAGCUUAUCGCUACAUUCGUAAGAUUUUGCUUUCGUGGCCGAUCACUGUUGAGCAAGGCAGCGGUAAUCAUCUUAUGGCUGCUGUCCUCCAGCAACAAAUGGAACUUUUCAAUAAGUUAGUUGAAAUGCAGUCUGAGCAGGGCACGAGAUUCGAAAACCAACGAAUUGCAAUGCGACAGCCGAUGCGAGAAGCUCCACCUUUAGAUGACUCCUACGAGUCAGUCCCGGAUAGUACUCAGGAAGUUGAAGAAACCAUACCUCACAGUUCCCCUACUUGGGAGGAUGAUGAAGAUGCUGACUCAGAUUGCGCGGAAGAGGCAAGUUUGCAAGAAGCCAUAAAACAAACGGAAAGACGUUUAGAAGAGCUAAAAUCUGCCAAAGCCGCUAAAAACGCAUCUAAAAGGGGGAUUUCGUCCGAAGUCUUGCCAGCAUUCAACUUCAAACCUCAUACAACUGAAUCCGAGUCAUACAUGUCAAAAGCAGAUCCCGUGUUAGCACAGCAGGCAAAGGAUUGUCAAAGACUGGGGACAGAUGGCUGGACAAAAAUGAAGUACAAAGAAGUACAAAAGCAAUUCCAGGCCACCCCUGUGUUUACCUCACUGAAAGUGAACAACCAGUUUGCGGGAAUCACACCAAGUUGGUCUUCGGUAACGAUCUUAGAGAAAACCGAUCUUAUUCUGGGUGCUAUUACGAACGGUUUGCUGCAGCAACGGAAAUUCUUUGAGGAACAGUGUGACAAAAUGCCGCAGAAAUUAAAGCAAAAAGUGGGAGAAGAAUUCCUAGCUGCUAAUUCUAAGUUUCGCAAAAGCUCCGAUGACUUGCUCCAAUAUGUGUGUGGACGCCGAGCAGAAAUCAUCUACCAGAGCAGAAACACAUACAAGCCGCCGCACGGCCUCACAGGAUGGGAGGUCGGGAGGCCAACGCGCGCGCGCAAUCAUAAUUCCACACGAAGACUGGCGGUCAUCUUGCGCGCUCUCGCUCUAUAUACGCGUCGACGCGCUCCUUUCACUUAUUUUUCUAUUCGCGCCGUGCCACAAUUCACCUUAACUCCAUCGGCGCACGGGUCCGAGUCGCUCGCUUCAAGCCUCGAGAACACCUGCUCUAAAGCCGCCAACUGGUGUUCUAGGGAAAAGGUUCGCCAUUUCGAAGUUUCCGCAAUGGACAGGCCUUCUCUGUACGAACCCUUUAUCUACUUGACUUCCAGACUCAACCCGGUGCAGAACAAGACAGCGUUCCCACAACUCAGCACUUUAAGCAAGUUAACCCAGAAGAAUAACAAGAGCGAAGCCAUGUAA
Chilo suppressalis (striped riceborer) is the source of this 1657-nucleotide messenger RNA. Lineage: Eukaryota; Metazoa; Arthropoda; Insecta; Lepidoptera; Crambidae. The record is from the annotation of a GenBank genome assembly.